GAGGCGGUGCCGGGUCCCACGUGUGCGCGGGGCGAUGGCGGCGGUGCCGGGGAUCCCGGCGGUCCCGGCGCUCCAGGGCAUCCAGACGUGCCUCAGGGUAGCGGGAGCGGCGGCGGCGCGCCCCGAGUGCUUCCUCAGUGUGCAGGAUGGGCUGGCUGCCGACUUCAGAGCAAUGACAAAGACUCUCUACGAUUUGAAUAAAGGAAGUACCAUAGUUCGUGGGGGCCCUCUAAAAGAGCUGGUGAUAGAAAAUUUUGAUGAAGAACAGAUUUGGCAGCAACUAGAGCUCCAGAACAAUGCAGUUCUCGAUUUCUUCAAGAAAUCCAUUGCAAGGGAUGCCGAGGAUGAAGAUCUUUGCCUUCUCUCAGACCAGGAAGAGCAUGGCUCCGAUGCAGAGACCAGCAGUGACAAGGACUUGGAAGACAACAUAAUGGAAGCAGAAUCUGAACAGAUGAAUGUUUAUACAAAAGAUAAAGAUAAAAAUAAAACUAAAGCUAAAGAAAAGCAAAGUAAACUCAGAGAAAGCAUAAUGCAGAAAGACAGUGAUGAAGAUUCUGAUAUUGACUUUGAUAUUGAAGCACUGGAGCAACAAGCUAAAACAGCCAAGGAAACCACACUGAGAAAGAAGGGAAGAAAAUCUGUGGUGGAUGACAAGUUUUUCAAGCUAGCUGAGAUGGAAGCUUUUUUAGAACAUGCAGAGAAGGAAGACAAGGAAGAUGAAGAAGAUGAUGACAUUAAUUAUUUUGAAGACAUUAUCUCAGAUGAUGAGGAAGACUCUGAAGAAACUAAAGUCAAACCAAUUAAAAGUUCUAGAGAUAUGACAUACAAAGAUUUCUUUGAUCCAGUUGAUGAUGAUGAUGAUGGUGAUGAUGGUUUAGUAGCUAAUGGUGCUGAAGAGGAUCAGGAAGAGGAAGCAGACAGUGCCAUUGAAGAGCAAAAUGAAGAAAGUAUGUCUGAGUUUGAGGAUAUGGAUGAAAUGGUGGAGCACAUGAGAAGUAAAGAAGCUCCUAAAAAAGUAACUUUCAGUUUGCCAGAUGACAGUGAAGCAGAAGAUGUAACUGAAGUGCAGUUAGAGAAGGACAUCAGUCCCAGUGAAAUAAAGUCAUCAUUUGAGAAGAGACAGGAAAAGAUGAGCAAAAAAAUAAAAAGCUUGGAAGAUGGAUUGUUAGAGGAGAAGCCUUGGCAGCUGAAAGGAGAAGUGACUGGGCAGAAGCGCCCUGAGAACAGCCUUUUGGAAGAAACAGUGCUCUUUGACCAUGCAGUGAGAAUGGCACCUGUCAUCACAGAAGAAACUACAUUUCAGCUUGAAGAUCUCAUUAAACAGAGAAUAUUGGAUGAGGCAUGGGAUGAUGUAGUACCAAAAGAGAAACCCAAAGAGGAAGCUUUUGAGUACAAGAAGCGGAUCAGUUUGGAUCAUGAAAAGAGUAAGCUGAGUCUGGCUGAAAUCUACGAGCAAGAAUACAUGAAACUUCACCAGCAAAAGACUGAAGAGGAAGAAAAUCCUGAACACAAAGAAAUUCAGGGGAUGAUGGAUUCACUCUUCCAGAAGCUGGAUGCACUUUGUAAUUUCCACUUCACACCCAAACCACCGGUGCCAGAGAUUAAAAUCGUUUCCAACCUUCCAGCUAUAAGUAUGGAAGAAGUAGCACCAGUUGCUGUUAGUGAUGCUGCUCUCUUAGCACCAGAGGAGAUCAAGGAAAAGAACAAAGCUGGUGAUGUAAAAACAAAUGCCGAAAAGACUCCCACAGACAAAAAACGAGAACUAAGAAGGAAAAAGCUCCGUAAACGGAUGAAGCGAAGGGAAAGGGAGAAACGUCAAAAGCUUCUUGAAAAGAUGAAACCAGAACAAGGCACAAAGCUUAGCAAAAAAGCUGCUGCAGCAAAAUUAAAAAGGCUUACCAAAGAAGGCAAGGCAUCUCUGCUCAAGGAUGAAGGUAAAGACAAGGCCUUGAAAUCAUCCCAGGCCUUCUUUUCUCAGCUACAAGAUCAAGUGAGAAUGCAAAUCAAAGAUGCCAGCAAAUUAAAAAAGAAACAGAAGAAGGAGAAAGCAAUUUCUGUUCAUAAACUAAAGUUGUAAUUUACCUUUUUUAUACAGGUACAUACAUAUAUACAUCUUGUAUAUAAUAAAUUUUUUUCCAAAUUUGA
Serinus canaria (Common canary) is the source of this 2145-nucleotide messenger RNA. RefSeq names its product M-phase phosphoprotein 10 (gene MPHOSPH10). Lineage: Eukaryota; Metazoa; Chordata; Aves; Passeriformes; Fringillidae. The record is from RefSeq and is a predicted model, not a curated record. The transcript is spliced from 11 exons. Gene Ontology annotation, biological process: rRNA processing. The coding region runs from base 35 to 2077 and encodes 680 amino acids. Gene Ontology annotation, cellular component: sno(s)RNA-containing ribonucleoprotein complex; small-subunit processome; nucleus.